UUUUCCUCUCUCCUCCAUUUCCUAGACCAUAUACCAAUCCGUCUGGGCGAGACGAAAGAUUCCUAAUUUCAGCCUAAUUUAAACUAAUAUAUAUAUUAUUUUUUAAAUCCGAAAUGGCCAACCCAAAAGUUUUCUUCGACAUCACUGGAAACGGAGCUCCUCUCGGUAGAGUGAUUAUGGAGCUGAGAGCUGACGUUGUCCCCAAGACAGCAGAGAACUUCAGGCAGCUGUGCACAGGGCAGCCUGGCUUCGGCUACAAAGGCUCCACCUUCCACCGCGUCAUCCCUCAAUUCAUGUGCCAGGGAGGCGACUUCACAAACCAUAACGGAACUGGUGGCAAGUCCAUCUACGGCCACAAAUUUGAGGAUGAGAACUUCUCUCUGAACCACACGGGGUUUGGCUGCCUGUCCAUGGCCAACGCUGGACCCAACACCAACGGCUCGCAGUUCUUCAUCUGCACAGCAUCCACCAGCUGGCUGGAUGGGAAGCACGUGGUGUUCGGCCGGGUCGUGGAAGGCCAGGAAGUCAUCAAGAGGGUGGAGGGAUACGGCAGCAACAGCGGCAAGACCAGCGCCAAAAUAGUGAUCGCCGACUGCGGACAGCUGUAGACGCUUCCCGGCUCCUGUCCCGCUACGUCUCCUGCACACCCCUGAUCUCUUAGUCCCCUUGAAACGCCGCUCAGAUCAUGACAUUCCUGUCCUGCUUCGACACCCGCUAGUCCGCGUCCCUUACGCUGUCCACUGUUUUGACGGGUUGCCUUUUUUUCCUAUCCUUUUUAAUUAUUAUUAUUCUGAUCGGUUCUCAUUUUUCAUUUGCAAAUAGAAGCCUCUUACGGGGCUGUAAGAUUUGUGUAACGAAAUCUGAAAAUAAAAAGGGGAACAACGA
Molecule: messenger RNA, 885 nt
Organism: Hemibagrus wyckioides
Lineage: Eukaryota; Metazoa; Chordata; Actinopteri; Siluriformes; Bagridae
Gene: ppiaa
Product: peptidylprolyl isomerase Aa (cyclophilin A)
Exons: 5
Coding region: 114-608 (164 amino acids)
Biological process (GO): protein folding; protein peptidyl-prolyl isomerization
Cellular component (GO): intracellular membrane-bounded organelle
Molecular function (GO): peptidyl-prolyl cis-trans isomerase activity
Source: RefSeq, a predicted model, not a curated record